This is a messenger RNA of Sitophilus oryzae (rice weevil), 4039 nucleotides long. RefSeq names its product ARF GTPase-activating protein GIT2 (gene Git). The coding region runs from base 109 to 2079 and encodes 656 amino acids. The transcript has 13 exons. NCBI's taxonomy places the organism in Eukaryota, Metazoa, Arthropoda, Insecta, Coleoptera, Curculionidae. The record is from RefSeq and is a predicted model, not a curated record. Gene Ontology annotation, biological process: regulation of ARF protein signal transduction; brain development. Gene Ontology annotation, molecular function: protein binding; GTPase activator activity.
GAUAGAUGACAGGUGUUUAGAAUAAAAAAUGGCGUAAUUGUUUUGGAAUCUGUUAAUUAAUUUUAAUAUUUUGUUUAUUUUUAUUGUUAUUAUUUAAACAUCUUUAGCAUGUCGCGCACAAAAUCCAAACAAAAUGUUGAAAUUUGUGGCGAUUGCGGGGCGACAGAUGCUACCUGGGUUUCAGUUAAUAAAGGGAUAUUAUUAUGUACUCAAUGUUGUAGUAUCCAUCGCAGUUUAGGAAGACAUAUAUCUCAAGUAAAAUCAUUGUUGAAAAGUAGUUGGAAUCAAAAUCAGCUUAAUAUGGUUAUGACUUUAAAUAAUAAUGGUGCCAAUAAUAUUUGGGAACAUCUACUACUAGAAAAUGGAGCUAAACUUUUGAAAAAGAAACCCACUGCUAAAGAUCCUGUAAGUGUCAAGCAAGAGUAUAUUAAAGCAAAACAUCAGCAGUGUUUGUAUGCAUUUCGAGAAAACUAUGAAGAUGGUUUAUUGAGUGUGGAGAAUGAAUUGGGAAAACAAUUACAUGCCAGUGUACGAACCCCUAAUCUGGAAACAUCUUUUAGGCUCUUAGCACUUGGUGCUGACCCAAAUUAUUUCCAUGAUGAAAAGGGAUCGACUCCUUUGCAUGUUGCAAUAAAAUCUGACCAAAAACUGCAAGUAGAACUGCUGUUGGUAUAUGGAGCUGAUCCUACAUGUCCAGAUAGUCAAAGAAGAACGCCUUUAGAUUAUUCCAGACAACUAAACAACAAGGAACUAAUGAACAGAUUGAUAGAAAGUCAGUAUGAGGUUACUGAUUUGUUUAGUUAUUACCUUUCUUUAAGGAAGCCUGAACAUUCCACUGGAGUGCAUUUUCUUAUACCUUCCACUGGUUUUAAAUCAAACCCAGCGUCAUUGGCCAAACUACAGAAACUUCCAAAUCAUGUUUUUGAAGAGUUAGUAAUGGAUGUUUAUGAUGAAGUGGAUAGAAGGCAAACGGAAUCAAUUUGGUUAAGUUGUGCAGAUACUACCGAACUUAGUGAUGUUCCAUUCUUACCUGUGGAUAACACACUGUCAACAACGAGGAAUCAAGGUAGACAAAAGUUGGCUAGAUUUACAACACCUGAACUGAAAAGUUUAGUGUAUGAAAUUCUUGUUGAUACCCAAAGAAGACAAAGUGCUGAUAAAGGAAGCAUGAUACAGUUGAGGCAAACCUCAGAAAUUGACGAUGAUCCCCUCUAUGAUUCAGUGGCCGAAGAUGAAGACUACGCAGUUCCAAUGUCAAAAGAAGAAGAGAUGAAUAAAAAAGACAGUAUUAUUUCAAUAGACAAUAUUAAUAAAACCAACCAAGUUUUAGAAGCUUUAACUAAACAGUUACGAAAUUCAGAUAAUACUAUAACCGAUCUCAGAACGGAAGUGACCAAAUUGAGACAGUGUUUAAAAGCACUGCAGAACGAAAAUUCUGAGCUAAAAGUUAGGUUGUCGCAAAAAGUAUCAUUCGCCAAUGGAGAUAGUGGUUUUGAUUCUUUAGAGUAUAUUGGAGAGAAUCAAACCUUGGACUCAUCGAUAAUAUCAAAUGGAAAGGGCACAGACGUGGUAGAAUUAAGGUCCAACAGAAAAUCCCAAAGGCCUAAUAGCAUGUUUGAAACUAGAGAAGCCAUCGGCAAAGUGCCUAAUUGGCAUGCAAUCAAAGCACAAUUUAAACAGGGCGAUAAUAUUAGAAAUACAUCGCCGGGAUUAUAUUCGAUGUCGCCAGAUAGAGAGAUAGUGUUACAAUGCACUGAGCAAGUGACAAGAACGAUUCAACAAAUGUAUAAAAGUAUCCAGGUACCGGAGAAUGAGGAUUGUGUUGUUCAUGGCGAAAAAGUGAAGGCAGCUAUAGUCAAACUGGCCACUACAUUAUCAAAAGAUCCCGAAAGUGAAAAAAUCAAAUUGAUGCUGGAAGUGGCUAGUCGAUUGCUUCCCGAAUGUCAGAAGUUGCAAAAUUCUAAACUGAACGCCGACACGAAGGCGGUCGAUCUUCACUUUGUUAACAUCAGAGAUAUAGCGUUCAAUCUUGCCAAGUUAACAAAGGAGAUCGUGACAAAAUAUUCGACGAACCAAUGAUAGAUUUUUAAGUCCCCUUAAUUUAAAUUCGAUAUAGUAGGAUCCUUUAAAAGCUUUGAAAUACUCCAGUAGUUGAAGACAAAAACCGGCAAUAAUUAAGAUUUAACAAUAUUUUUUAUCAAACUGUCGAUUUUAGAAAUAUUCUAUUCUCUGUAGUUUUUUUUUAUUAAACUUAGGUAGUAAUUCCAAUAUUAAUCUACAGUUUUAUCGAUAAGACCUUAAUAGUAAUUAUUUUCUGGUUCUUUUAAUUUCAGCGUUAUUUAAUUUUUUUAAUGAGUAAUUUUGAAUGGUUUCCGUUGAAGUCUUCCAAAGAUUCGUAAUACUACUAUACAGUAUGUCCCCAGAUUGUCUUUACAAGAGGAAUGAUUUUUUUAUUAUUGACAUUUUGAGAAAAAUGCAUUCUUCAUAAAAAAAUUUACUUGUUCUAGAAUAGUUAAUCAUCUUUAUACUGUUCCAAAUUUCCAUACCGUUUUAGAAAAAGUUAAGAAAAACAUCAAAAUAUGGAAUUUUUCCUUCCUGAACUCCUAAAAAUCAAAAGGUUAUGGUAAUAUUAAUUUGAUUUCAUUCUUUGAUAGAUGGUUCUUAUUAAUUUUGCUUGACGUCAUAUUCUUUGCUGUUGUUAAGUAUCACAUUUUCUGAUAAAUUAUUAUCACUCUAUCCCUAGCAUCGAACUAAAUAAAUUUUGUGUUUCUUUAACAUUUUAAAACAGCAAAAAAUAUUACGUUAACUAAAAUUCUAUGAAUAACAAUCUACCAAAGAAUUAAAACGAAGUUAUAUUACUAUAGAAACGCGUUUUGGUUUUUAUAAUUUUAUAGGCAAAUUCUCUAGGAGUAAAUUGAAUUAUAUUUUCAUGUUUUUUUUUCAUUUUCUCUAAAACGGUAUUGAAAUUUGGUAAAGUAUAAACGGGAUUAACCAUUUUAGAACAAGCAAACAUUUUUAUGAAGAAUGCAUUUUUCCCAAAGUGUCAGUAAUAAAAGAGUUUUUCCUCUUGUAAAGAACAAAACGGGGACAUACUGUAUAUAGGGUGUACCAAAAAGUUCCCAACAAAACUUUUUGUUUUUAUUAUUAAGUUAUGGAAAAAAGUUUAUUCAGAAUUUCUUCAGUCUGUCUUAUUAUUUUUUUGUUAUUACAAAAAAAUAAUAAUUUAGACAUAACAUGAGCAUAUGUCAUGUUUGGUAUCUUAAAAAUUGACAUUUGUUAUUUUCUACUAUUAUUUACGAAACUGUAAAGAUAAAAUAUUGUAUUUGUAGAAAUUCAUUUUGUUUUAUGAAAUUUUAAUGAAAGAAUACGAUUUCUUGAAAAUAUUCUGUGAAAUAUCAAAAAUGUUAUAUUCUUUGAUAGUCCCUGUAUAUUUAUGAUUCUUGGUAUAUAGACGGAAAAUCGAGUUCUAAGCAACAUUUUGUCUUUGACGUUUUUCGAUAAUUUGUCAUCGUUGUCACCUAACCUCACUUCUUGCUUACAUAAUUUUUUUGUUAUUUGGCGCCAUAACAGUUGUCCCAUAUGAUUGCCAAAAUAUUUUUUUGUUAUUGGGCAUGCUCAAGUAAAUCCGCAUAAACUUGUUUUUAAUAACGUUUUGUAAUAAAAAAAAACGCAAAAUGUCCAUUUGUUGUAAACUUUUUGGCACGCCUUGAAUAGUAUGUCCCACGAGAGAAGAUAUUAUGACAGUGAGAGAGAGACAGUUGUUGUCUGUUAUUUUAAUUCAACAGUAAAUUGUUUUAUCUGUCAAUUUUUGAAUGUCGUCUGUCGAAAUUCUCCCAUCUCUCGCGUCCACAUUUUAACAAUCUUUUAAGUGUAAACUUUUUUAUCUCUUCUUUACAUUUUUGUUUAGCUGUCACCAUUUGCCACUUAUUUGAUAUAAAACUUUUUUAAUCACAUCUUAUAUCAAAUUUCAAAAGAAAAAAUAUGCUUUUAAAAAGUUUCUUUUUCUUUAACGUGAAAUAGUAAAGCACUAAGUUAUUUA